GUGAGAUCGCCAGUGAACAAACGACCGCAAGCCGCGCGCGUUAAACGGAAUCGAAAAUAUCUGAUAUUUUAUCACACAGAAUAAGUUUGUGUUUUAUAACAGAAAUAGUACAUUGUAGUACAAAAAAGUGUCGUCGGAGUCGAUCGAGAAAGUUAUUAAAGAACUAAAAACAAUGUUCGCGGGUUAUUGAACUGUUUUCAUUAAUACAUGACGUGACAACAUUGAUGAGAUGUAAAAGACUGUUAGGCUCAAAAGCAAUUGUAGCCAGAGCCGUAAAAAUAUUUAAAAAAAAGUAAAAGACUGUUGUCAAUGUGACAGUGACGUUUAAGACAGUUAAUAACGUGAAAAAUGCGUUUGUUGUUGUUAGUUUGUGCUUGUUUGAUUGUGGCUGUUGAGGCACUCCCGCCAGCAGCCCUUGGCGAUGUUGUUGCAAACGCGGCAAGCAGUUUGAAUUCUAUGAAGGUAACAGGGGCAUGGCGUCGGCUGUCAAGUACUGUCAGCGAAUCAGUCGGUCUGAAGUAUGCUCUACGUCGCCUUCAGAACGUGCCAGCCAGAGCAGCGAGACUGGUGCACGCGUUGGUAGACCGCAUGAGGGUCGGGGGUGGGCCCGUGGUUGAUACCAAACUGGGCUCCCUAAGGGGACGCCGUGUUAUAACCAGGACCUCGGCUCAAAUACCCUACUACAGCUUCAAGGGUAUCAGGUACGCUCAACCUCCACGCGGUUCUCUCCGGUUCCGUCCACCAGCACCCCUGAGCCCCUGGUCGGGAGUCAGGGAUGCGUUGGAAGAAGGUGCGGUAUGCCCACACAGGUUCAUGCUGUUCGACACGUACAAAGGAGACGAAGAUUGCCUCUUCCUCAACGUCUACACGCCCGCCCUACCGGAUAAGUUGUCCGGAUACAACCCGGAGCUGGCGGUGAUGGUGUGGAUCCACGGUGGAGCGUUCGCCGUUGGAUCAGGUAACGCGUUCCUGUACGGCCCCGACCACCUCGUCGGGGCCGGCGUGGUGCUCGUCACACUCAACUACAGGCUGGGAGCGCUGGGCUUCCUUAGCCUGGAGAACGACGAGGUCCCCGGCAAUAUGGGACUCAAGGACCAAGUGAUGGCCUUGAAGUGGGUGAGAGAUAACAUCCAAGUGUUCGGAGGUGAUCCCAAUCGCGUCACUAUCUUCGGAGAGUCCGCUGGAGCGGCCUCCGUUCACCUGCACAUGCUGUCACCAGCCUCAAAGGGCUUGUUCCAUGGUGUGAUAGCUCAGAGCGGGGUGUCUCUAUCUCCGUGGGCGCUGGCGUCGUCUCCUCGUGAGCGAGCCUUCCAUCUUGGCAGGGAACUCGGCAUAGACACCAACAACACAGCCGAACUACUCGGGUACCUUCGAGCGACUCCCAGCGAAUUGCUAGUUAAGGCUGGGGCUCGUCUCGUAUCAGUCCCGGGGGCUGCAGACUUGCACAGUACAGUGGCGCUGCCGUUCCUACCGGCGGUGGAGCCACCCGGCCCUGAAGCCUUCCUCACGAAACGACCCCAGGACUUACUACCUGGUGCUGACGUACCCCUGAUGACUGGGUACAACGCGCAAGAAGGCAUCAUAUUAUUCCGACGUCUGCAAAGAUAUCCAAAACUGUUGAGUGAGCUGGAAAGUGAAUUUAGAAGAGUUGUUCCCCCCGAGCUGAUAACCUCGGAUGAGGAACGGUCCAAGAAGGUCGCGGAUCACAUCAGAACAUUCUACUUUCAACAGCGGAAGAUAGACAUACGGAGCAUAGACAGCCUAAUCGACCUGUUCACAGACGUAAUGUUCUUGCGGCCGGCUUUGGAAACUCUGCGGUUGAAUGCAAGGACGAACAGAACUAGUCCCACUUACAUGUAUCGAUUCGGCUUCGACGGAGCGCUGGGGCUCUUCAAGCGGAUGCUGGGCAUCACACACCCAGGCGUCUGCCACGGUGAUGAAAUGGGCUACCUGUUCUACUUCUCAAGACUCAAUUACAGGCUUGAUGACGAUUCCCCCGAAUUGGCCGUCUCAAGGAAAAUGGUCCAACUUUGGACUAAUUUCGCUAAGACUGGCAACCCCACACCACCGAUCGAUUACGAGUCUGUGCUAGACUUCAAAUGGCCGCCGGUGAAUGACAGUGAUCACGUGACGUACCUCGACAUCACGCGCCAAUUCGCCGUCAAGAGCGAUCCGGAACCGAAAAGAGUUCGCUUCUGGGAUUGGCUGUAUGAUAACUACGAGAACGAAUGACGAAUGUGCGAGUGACAGAAUGAGUGAAUGAAUGAUAUAGAACAUUUCAGUGUUUAGUGACAAACGUUUGGAGUAUUUAAAUAUAGAAUAAGUGCUAGUUUUAUUUGUAUAGAUAUUGUAUGUUACAGCGUAUGUUGUUGUUGAGUGUUCAAUAAAUUUGUGAUUCUCUUGUUUUUCCUUUCA
Danaus plexippus (monarch butterfly) is the source of this 2415-nucleotide messenger RNA. Its product is annotated as carboxylic ester hydrolase. The transcript has 11 exons. The record is from RefSeq and is a predicted model, not a curated record. Gene Ontology annotation, molecular function: hydrolase activity. The coding region runs from base 349 to 2232 and encodes 627 amino acids. Lineage: Eukaryota; Metazoa; Arthropoda; Insecta; Lepidoptera; Nymphalidae.